CGAUCAGGCGCUGAUGUAUCAGCAAAUAGGCCACUUGCAAAUAACAAAUGAACCUAUUUAGUUCACAAAUUUUGAAUUUAGAACGUAAAGUUGUAGUUUUUUUAAUUGUAUCAAUUAAGAUAGGUAUCUGGAAUAGAAAUCGCUAAGACAGUACCUAUACUAAAAUGUAAAAAAGAAAUAAAUGGCUUUUGUGGAAACAACGCCAGCGAAAGCUACUUCAAAAAUAUCUAGACACCCUAACAAUCCUUACCACAUAAAGCGACCAAUGAACGCCUUUAUGGUAUGGUCGAGGCUUCAGAGGAAGAAAAUAUCGAUGAUGAACCCAAAGCUGCACAAUUCGGAGAUCUCAAAACGACUAGGUCUGGAGUGGAAGAGUUUGGACGAGACGGAGAAGAGGCCAUUUAUUGACGAAGCAAAGAGGCUGAGGCUGAAGCAUAUGCAAGAUUAUCCUGAUUACAAAUAUCGUCCGCGAAGAAAGAAUAGACUCGAUCCUACUUUCAUGAACCCUGCAAUUUAUACGACCAGAGAAACUUUUGUAGAAGUAGAACCUCGAGCAGACGCCAGUUAUCAGAUUCCUAUAACAUAUUCAGAGCAGUUUAUGUAUAACAAUAUGAUAAGUUACAACGUACCCACGAUGCCUCAAGCUACGUUUGUUUCUGCACCGAUAAGGCCUAAGGAAGAGGCAGUUCCUAGUCUAGAUCUGAGACCUUUACCGUCUAUAGAGAGCAUUUCACCGCGGCCAUUUGCUGUCGUCAAUCAACAGAUGAUGGUGAAGGCUUACCAGGACCUACAUUACGUGCCCAAUGACGUGACAAGAAUAUCUUACCAUUACCCUUUUGGUGUUCAACAAAUUUAAUAAAGUUUUGGUUAAUUCAUUGUAUUUGUGAGGUGAUAUGCGGAAUAUAAUAGUGGGAGUCUUGAAUGAUGGUUUUAUUCCAGAAAAAGUGAGAAUAAUAGUUAUUAGGUACAUUAAAAUGAGGAAUGGCGGAAAAGCUUUAUUAAACAGUAUUUAAAAUAAUAACUAUAAUAGACCGUUUAUACAUUUACAUAUUUAUAUAGAAAAUCAGUAUUAUUAUUAUGUAGC
Molecule: messenger RNA, 1084 nt
Organism: Achroia grisella
Lineage: Eukaryota; Metazoa; Arthropoda; Insecta; Lepidoptera; Pyralidae
Gene: SoxB3
Product: transcription factor sox-3-like
Exons: 1
Coding region: 182-856 (224 amino acids)
Biological process (GO): anatomical structure morphogenesis; regulation of DNA-templated transcription; cell differentiation
Molecular function (GO): RNA polymerase II cis-regulatory region sequence-specific DNA binding; DNA-binding transcription factor activity, RNA polymerase II-specific
Source: RefSeq, a predicted model, not a curated record